This is a messenger RNA of Oldenlandia corymbosa var. corymbosa, 726 nucleotides long. NCBI's taxonomy places the organism in Eukaryota, Viridiplantae, Streptophyta, Magnoliopsida, Gentianales, Rubiaceae. The record is from the annotation of a GenBank genome assembly.
AUGCACCGAUCUUCUGCAGCUGUGGUACUAGCUCGUCAAUUGAGAAGCCGAGGCUUCUCCUCCUCUUCUACUAGCGGCGGCGGCGGCGGCGGCGGAGGAGAUGGCAAAAUCGUAGCCUCCGUACUCUUUGAGAGGCUUCCGGUUGUUGUUCCGAAAAUCGAUCCUGUCGUCUACGCAUUCCAAGAGUUCUCGUUUCGCUGGCGACAGCAGUUUCGAAAAGAAUAUCCUGAAGCCUUCCUGAAGAAGUCUGAAGCCAGGGGACAGGGCGAAUACCAAAUGGAUUACCAACCAGCCCCCAGGAUUACUGAGGCUGAUAAAAACAGUGACACGAAAUCACUACAGAGAGCUCUUGAUAGGAGGCUGUAUCUUCUUCUUCAUGGUCCUGCAUAUGGCUCUCCUGGUGGGCAGCCAUGCUGGCACUUUCCAGAAAAAAUUUAUGAGUCUGAAGAUACUUUACGCUUGUGCGCCGAAGCAGCAUUAAAAUCUGUGAUUGGAGACCUGUCUCACACUUAUUUCGUUGGAAAUGCUCCUAUGGGCCACAUAGUCGUACAGCCUACUGAGAGCAAUCCAGACCCUUUGAAGCGGUUUUUCUUCAAGUCUCAAGUGAUUGCAGCCAACAAAUUCAACAUUGGAAAGUGUGAUGAUUUUGCAUGGGUGACCAAGGAUGAACUGUUAGAGUAUUUCCCAGAGCACGCUGAAUAUCUAAACAAGAUGAUCAUCAGUUGA